AUGGAGGGGACACCCAGUCGAGGGAAGGGGACACGGGAAGGGGACAUUGUCAUCAAGAGCUGGGGGACAUUGCGGUGGCACAUCCCUGCCGAGGGCUCGGGGACGCGGAGGGGACAUUGCGAUGGCACAUCCCCGCUGGGGGACACGGCCAGGGCGGGCAGAGGGACAAGGAGGGGACCCGCGCGGGGCAGGGGCGAUGCCGCGGUCCCGCCCCCGGUGCCCCCGGGCUCUAUAAAGGUGCGGGAGGCGCUGCCCGCGGCCCCCGCGAUGUCGCCCCCGGCCCCGGCGCCCCCCGGCCGCUCCUUCACCAUCGCGGCUCUGCUGGGGCGCUCCUCGCCCCCCCCGGGGCCGCCGCCGCUCUGGGGGUGCCCCCCGGCCCCGCUGCUGCCGCCGCUCUGCGCCCCCUCCCGCGGGGUCCCCCCGUCCCGCGGGGUCCCCCCACCCUGGGCCGCCCGGCUCGGGGCUACAGGCUUCCUGAUCUCCAAAUGCUGCUUCCCCCUGUUCAAAGCCAAGCCUGGCAAAGCCAAGCGUGUCCGGACCAUCUUCAGCAGCCAGCAGCUGGCGCGGCUGGAGCAGGAGUUUGCACGGCAGCAGUACCUGGUGGGGCAGGAGCGCUGCCUGCUCGCCUCCUCCCUGCACCUCACCGAGGAGCAGGUGAAAGUCUGGUUCCAAAACCGGAGGAUCAAGUGGAGGAAACAAAGCCUGGAACAGCAACAAACCAAACUGGCCAAAAUGGGUUUGGGCACCCCACAGAGGAGCCCAGACUCGCAGAGCCACCACGAGGAGGACAAGGACUUCCCAGGGGACAGCCUGGUGGACACGUCUGUGUCCCCUGGCUCAGGGAAACCUGCACAGACUGUGACAAAGAGCUGCUGA
Cinclus cinclus is the source of this 876-nucleotide messenger RNA. RefSeq names its product homeobox protein not2-like. The record is from RefSeq and is a predicted model, not a curated record. Gene Ontology annotation, molecular function: DNA binding; DNA-binding transcription factor activity, RNA polymerase II-specific. Gene Ontology annotation, biological process: neuron differentiation; central nervous system development; regulation of DNA-templated transcription. The transcript has 3 exons. NCBI's taxonomy places the organism in Eukaryota, Metazoa, Chordata, Aves, Passeriformes, Cinclidae. The coding region runs from base 1 to 876 and encodes 291 amino acids.